Messenger RNA from Stomoxys calcitrans (stable fly), 1149 nucleotides. RefSeq names its product S-adenosylmethionine mitochondrial carrier protein homolog. Lineage: Eukaryota; Metazoa; Arthropoda; Insecta; Diptera; Muscidae. The transcript is spliced from 4 exons. The record is from RefSeq and is a predicted model, not a curated record. Gene Ontology annotation, biological process: transmembrane transport. Gene Ontology annotation, molecular function: S-adenosyl-L-methionine transmembrane transporter activity. Gene Ontology annotation, cellular component: mitochondrial inner membrane. Bases 192 to 1100 code for a protein of 302 amino acids.
CUAAACAUCUGUGUGGUAACAUAACAACAAGAUAGGACUGACUGUUUUAAUUAAAUAAAAUUUAUUAUUUUAUCAAUGGAAAGCAGGUUUAGGCUAACACUUGCAUAGUGCUUCUGAAGUUUACUGUUCUAUGCAUAUAAUUUUAAAUUGUUUUGCUCAAAAAGUCUUUAAUAAAAACCGUUGAAUAACAAAUGGAGGCUGAACUUUUACCAGCAGGUGUAGCUAUUAACCCUGAGAUAGCACCAGUGACCCCAGAAAGUUCACAACAUAAUUUCAUCAAUGCUUUAGUAGCAGGCGGUGUUGCUGGCAUGGUAGUGGAUAUCGCCUUAUUUCCCAUAGACACAGUAAAAACUCGCCUGCAAAGUGAACGUGGUUUUUGGCGAUCCGGUGGUUUUAAGGGCAUCUACAAAGGCUUAGCCCCAGCAGCAGCGGGUAGUGCACCAACGGCUGCUCUCUUUUUUUGUGCCUAUGAAAAUUUUAAGCGUCUUUUUUGUAAUUUGUCUGGAUGUACAAAAAAUUCCCCCUUUAUACACAUGGCCUCAGCUUCUAGUGCAGAAGUGUUAGCUUGCCUUAUACGAGUACCUGUAGAAAUAGCCAAACAACGACGCCAAACUUUGGGUAAUAAAUCACAGCAAGGAGCUUUGCAAAUCCUAUGGACAGCUUACAAAACCGAAGGUUUGCGAAGAGGUCUCUAUCGUGGUUUUGGCUCGACAAUAAUGCGUGAGAUACCAUUUAGCCUAAUACAAUUUCCUUUAUGGGAAUUCUUCAAAUUGCAAUGGCAACCGGUGACAGGUCUCGAUUCCACACCAUUUACUGUGGCAUUGUGUGGCGCUGUAGCCGGUGGUAUAUCAGCUGGACUGACCACCCCAUUAGAUGUAGUGAAAACACGAAUUAUGCUGGCCGAACAAAAUAGUGCAAUACGUAAAUUAUCAAUACCAAAAGUUUUGGGUUCCAUAUACAGGGAAAAGGGAUUGGGAGGUUUAUUUGCCGGUUUUGUUCCCCGCGUAAUGUGGAUCACCUUGGGCGGUGCCUUUUUCUUUGGCUUUUACGAUCUGACUACAAGAAUGCUUGCUGACGAGAAUUUAAAAACUUCACAAUGAAAAUUUUCAAAAAGCAUCAAUAAAAGUUUUUUGUUAAGUUUCAAAAUUU